This is a messenger RNA of Drosophila albomicans, 686 nucleotides long. RefSeq lists its product as uncharacterized. Bases 222 to 593 code for a protein of 123 amino acids. The transcript is spliced from 3 exons. The record is from RefSeq and is a predicted model, not a curated record. Lineage: Eukaryota; Metazoa; Arthropoda; Insecta; Diptera; Drosophilidae.
CUUCUAUAUACGGAAUAGCGAAAGUCAACGGGACAAGAUCGACACCAAAGACAACAGAAACUGAGGAGAGCUCGUUAUUGUUACCGCCACACUCACAGACAUCAUUUCUCUUUCAAUUUGAACUAUUAUACCAUACUGUAGUCGAGGUACGACAGUCGGCAUCAACAGCAGCAAGCUCGGGAUAGUAUAGCACAAUUGUUCAAUAUUUAUCACGAUUUGAAAUGUUACUCAAUCGUUUAGUGGAUAUUAUUUUACUACUUUGUUUUAUAAAAUCGAUCCUAGCGGUACCCAAAAAGUCGGUUCGACAAUUUGGAGGAUCAAACAUUAACAAUGGCUUCGGAUCGGAUAUACCAAACACAGGACUAGGACAGCGCUUUGGAUAUCCAGCACCAUUAGGCUGUCCAUUAUGUGACUCCUCUGUUUACAGCUAUUGCUCACACAAGAUGAUACAUGAUGCGUGCUGCUGUGAUUUCUCAGCAUCCCCGCAGCUACGUCCGCCUCAAUGUGCAUAUUAUGACUGCUCGCUCUUGUAUGCCAAAUCCUGCUAUGAACAUGCGCUUAUUAAAAACUGUUGCUGCAACAAUCCUUACUAAAAAUUAUCACUAACUAAUACUAAUUUAAGCUCUUGCCUCAAUUAUUAUUAUUACUAGCUAGCAUGACCCUCUUCAUCGUCCGAGUUGCACUUC